This is a messenger RNA of Cylindrotheca closterium, 975 nucleotides long. The record is from the annotation of a GenBank genome assembly. Lineage: Eukaryota; Bacillariophyta; Bacillariophyceae; Bacillariales; Bacillariaceae.
AUGCUGAAUAUCAAUCACAACAACUUCCCUCUUGCAAUGGACAACAAGCUACGCCUGACAGGAUGCUCUGAUCCAAACUUCCAACGGGACGGUUGCCGCUGGGUCGAUCCAUUUCCACUCACUCAUUCAAAGAAUUUGAGCUAUCGAGAUGAUAAAGAGUUCGAUUUGGGAUCCCUUCUCAACUAUGUGCCGUCCUCGGCAAUAGUUGAUCAUCCGACGGAGAAGAAAUCUUUUCACGAGAACAGGCUCAAGCGGCCCAUCAUACAGUUCGAAGACAACUACGAGACCGACACCAGAGCGCCUCGUUUCAAACGUCAUCGUACAUGCGAUGAUAUGGUAAUCAGUGCUGCUGAUGUGAUCCCAGAUGUGGGAGUCAGUUCUGCGGAUGUUUUCCCAGAUGUGGAAAUCAGUGCCGCUGAUGUCUUCCCAGAUGUGUCAACAAGUGCUGCUCCUGUGACACCACAGGUGCAGGAAUACCCCCGUUUUCGAGAUUAUCAAGAGAAUCAGUGGCAGAAGCAAUUCCAGGCUCUUCUUGAGUUCAAACAGAAGCAUGGACAUUGCUGCGUUCCCAACAAACACAAUGAAAAUCCGGUUCUAGGAAGAUGGGUCAAGAGACAAAGAUAUCAACACAAACUGCUCCAGCAGGGUAAGAAAUCCACGCUGGUCCCUCAUCGUGUCAAAGCAUUGGAAGAUGCUGGCUUCAUCUGGGAUUCUCAUUCUGCUCUAUGGGAAGAGCGACUGAAUGAACUGAAAGCUUAUCGUCGAGUCCACGGCCACAGCAAUGUACCAUCGACUUUCACUGCAAAUGCACAGCUAUCGACUUGGGUAAAAUGCCAGCGCCGGCAGUACAGGUUAUUCUUAGAUGGCGAACCUUCCUCCAACCUGACACUUGAACGCAUAUCCGCAUUGAACCAGAUCGGCUUUCAAUGGUGUGGACGGCUGAUCAGAAGGAAAAGUCCAAGACCCAAUUUCUAA